Messenger RNA from Micromonas commoda, 3834 nucleotides. Its product is annotated as ATP-binding cassette superfamily. Gene Ontology annotation, molecular function: lipid carrier activity; ABC-type transporter activity; ATP binding. Gene Ontology annotation, cellular component: intracellular membrane-bounded organelle; membrane. Gene Ontology annotation, biological process: transmembrane transport; lipid transport. Lineage: Eukaryota; Viridiplantae; Chlorophyta; Mamiellophyceae; Mamiellales; Mamiellaceae. The transcript has 6 exons. The record is from RefSeq and is a predicted model, not a curated record. Bases 1 to 3834 code for a protein of 1277 amino acids.
AUGAUGUACCCGCUCGGAUUGCUGAUCAAAGGGUUGGUCGAGGAGAAGGAGAAUAAGACGCAGGAGCUGAUGUCCAUCAUGGGUCUGCAGACGUGGACGCUCGCCACCGCCCACGCGGUGACGUACGCCGUGUUGUUCACCCUCACGUCGUUGAUCGCCGCCGGGACGCUGCACCGGAAGGUGUUUCCGACGACGGAUGCCGGCGUGUUGAUUGUCUUUUUCCUCUCCUUCAUGGCGUCGGCUGUUCCCCUCGGGUUCCUCAUCGCGGUCUUCUUCAGCCGCGCGAGGCUGGCGUCCAUCGUCGGCCCGUUCGCGCUUUUCGCCAUGGUCAUGCCCCGCUACGUGUUCUUUCAGACGUACGAGAACCAGGCGCUGGAAGCCAAGAGGGCGGCGAGCGUCUUGUCCCCCACGGCUUUCACCUUCGCCGCCGAUCUACUCGCGAGCAGGGAGGGCGCGGAGCGCGGCGUGACGUGGGCGACGUUGUACGACGACCCGCUGUCGCUGGGCGAGCUCAUGGGCAUCAUGGUGGGCGACGCGGUGCUGUACGCGGCGAUGGCGUGGUACCUCGGGAAGGUGUUGCCCACGGCGCACGGGACGCCGCUGCCGUGGUGGUUCGUGUUUUCGGCCAAGUACUGGCGCGGACCCGGCGCGGGCGCGGGACUGGAAUUCGGCGAGGGUAGUCGCGCGAGGAGCGGGGGGAUGGCGGCCGGGUGCCUGUCCGCGGAGUUCGCCAGGGGUACGCCCGCGGUGUCGCCGCUGAGCGUCGCGCUGUACGAGGGACAGGUCACGGGCCUCCUCGGACCCAACGGAGCGGGUAAGAGCACCACGAUCGCCAUGCUGACCGGACUCACCCCGCCCUCCGGCGGCGACGCCAUCGUGGCUGGGCACUCGCUGCUCGGGUCGCUCGCGGAGUGCCGCAGGUGCCUGGGCGUGUGCCCGCAGCAAAACGUCCUCUUCCCCGCGUUGACGUGCGCGGAACACCUCCGCAUAUUCGCCGUACUGAAGGGCGUGCCCUCGCGAGACGUGGACCGCGAGGUUGCGAAGAAGCUGCGCGAGGUUGGAUUGGAGCAAAAGGCUGACGCGCGAUCGGUCACGCUCUCGGGCGGCAUGAAGCGCCGGCUGCAGAUGGCGAUGGCCCUCAUAGGCCCCUCCAAAGUCGUGUUGCUAGACGAGCCCACCAGCGGCUUGGACCCGAGGUCCAGACGAGACGCGUGGAAGCUGAUCCGCGCGGCGGCGAAAGGUCGGUGCGUCGUGCUCACCACGCACUUUUUGGAGGAGGCGGACCUGUUAUGCGACAGGGUAUGCGUCAUCAGCAACGGCAAACUUCGGUGCGCCGGGUCACCCCCGUUUUUGAAAAACACGCUCGGCGGCAAGUACGCGCUGACGCUAACCUUCGACGACGAUCGCGAAUCGAAGGACAGGCUCACCACGAGCGAGCACGCCGGCGUGGCGCUGCGUUUGGUCCGCCGGUACGUCGGGGACGCCACCCUGAGCCGCGCGAGGGGCGGCGAGGCUACGAUGGAGCUGCCGGCGUCGGCGGCGGCGGCGUUUCCGAGCCUGUUCGCCGCGCUCGAGCGAGCCAGGCGCGGCCGAGUGCGUCUGAGGGGUUACGGCGUUUCCAUGACGACGCUCGAGGAGAUUUUCCUUCGUCUCGCAGAGGACGACCGCAGGCGCGAGGAGGAGGAGGAGGAGGGGCCCGACGAAGACCGUCGCGUCACGAGCGGACGGUGGUUGAAGCGUAAGGACGACCUGCGCGAGAUGCUCCGCAAGCGAUGGAUCAUCGCGCGCCGCGACCGCCGGGGGUUCUUCUUCCAGAUAAUCCUUCCGAUUCUCGUCAACAUCAUGGUCAUGUGCGUGCUCUUCCUGGAGGUCAACCCCGCGGGUCCCAACCGAGACAUGACCCCGUGCAUGUUCACCGAGCGCACGGGCGGGCACGACGUGCCCGAUCGGACGCGCGUGCCCGUCGCGGUUGGCGUAAACUCCAGCGCCGCCGCCGAGGCACUCGCCGCCGCGCUGAGCUCGGAGCGGGGUUGGAUCAGCGGACCUCCGCCGAGCGGCGUACACCCCGGCGCCGCUUCGCUGGUUCGCGUUUUGGAACGGUACGGAAACGAGCCCCUGCUGUUUCUGCACAACACGUCCUCGCACCACGCGGUACCCGCGGCGAUGGCGGCUACGCACAGCGCGGUGAUGCGCGACAUCACCGGCGUGGCGGACGCGCACGUCACAGCCGGUUCGCACCCGCUGCCGCUGACGACGGAGGAGGAGGCGAGUCUGCGGGUUUGGAUGAACACCCUCGCGGCUUUCUUUCUGCUUCUGCCGUUCUCCUAUCUCGCCGCGACGUACGCGGCGUUCGUGGUGAAGGAACGCGCGACGCGGGCGAUGUUGCAGCAGCUCGCGAGCGGGUGCGACUACCGCGUGUACUGGCUAGGCGCCGCGAUCUGGGAGUGGCUCAACCACGCGCUGGUGUGCUUCGUGACUUGGAUCUGGUUUUUCAUCUUUGAUCUCUCGUCCGUGGUUGGCACGCGCGACAAGGCGUUCUGCACGUUGGUGCUGCUGCUCGCGUACGGCGCCGCGGCGGUGCCCCUCUCUUUCAUAUACUCGCUCGGUUUCACCGAUCACGCGCAGACGAUCGUGGCUCUGAGCGUGGUUAACUUUGUCACCGGCUUUGUGCUGGUGAAUCUGAAUUACGUCAUGCGAACGAGCGAGCACGAGGGAACCGCGCGAACCGGCGAAGGACUGGCGCACGUGUGGAGAAUAUUCCCGCCGUUUUUGCUGGGCGAGGGGCUCAUCGCGAUCAGCACGAGCGAAUUCGCCAUCGACCGCGGCGAGCGAAACGAAGACGAGAGCUGGCUGGACACGUUCAGCUCAACCGGGGACACGCCGAGCCCUUUCGAGUGGGAACUCUCGGGCCGACCCACGCGCGUCGCCGUGGACCGCCUGAGCCUUCGCAUCCGUCGCGGCGAACGCUUCGGGUUGCUCGGCGUGAACGGUGCGGGGAAGAGCACGACCCUGAAGGUGCUCUGCGGCGAUCACCCCCCCACCGCGGGGUCGGUGACGGUUUGCGGCCACGACGUCUCCGCCAGCCUGCGAAGAGUGCAGGGGGUGCUGGGAUACUGCCCCCAGUUCGACCCGCUCCUGGAGCUGAUGACCGGACGCGAAACCACGCGCAUGUACGCCGCGCUCAAGGGCGUCCCCCCGAGGGACGUGGACGCCGCCGCGUCCGCGGUUCUUCGCGGCGUCGGCCUCGCCAAGUUUGCCGACGCUCCGUGCGGAACGUACAGCGGCGGCAACAAGCGGAAACUCUCGCUCGCGGUGGCGCUCGUCGGCGGCCCGCGCGUGCUCCUCCUGGACGAGCCCAGCAGCGGGAUGUGCCCGCUCGGAAGGCGCAUGAUGUGGGACACCGUGGAGCGCGCCGCGGAGGGUCUCACGGUGCUGCUGACCACCCACGCCAUGGACGAGUGCGAGGCGCUCUGCGAGCGCGUGGGCAUGAUGGCGGGAGGAAGGUUGAGGUGCCUCGGAUCUUCGCAGCACCUGAAGGGACGUUUCGGCGAGGGGUACGUCGUGGACGCCAAGGUGGCGUCCGCCGCGGACGGGAGCGGGGAGGAGGGCGCGAGGAAAGCCGCGGCGGUGCGAGCCGCGCUCGAGGCGGCGGGGGGCGGCGGCGCGAGAAUCGCCGAGGCGCACGCGGGGCGGCUGAAGAUUCGGCUCGCGGACGCGGAGGUGCUCGCGGGGGCGUUUCACGCGCUGGAGCGGUGCAGGGCGGAGGGAGUGCUGGAGAAUUACGCGGUGACGCAGUCGUCCCUCGAGGACGUGUUCGUGCGCGUGUGCAAGUGA